CCCACAUCAGAAGCUCCCCUCACCUUCCAGUUCCAGCCUGUGGCAAUGCUGAAGCAGGCGCUUGAGUGCGUGGUGAGAAACUCAAAGGGAAUCAUACCAUCAUCAUCAUCAUCAUCAAGAAGAUGUAUGAGGCGGAAGGAUUUGUGCACCAAAACCCACACAGAGGUGGCGAGGGAGAGGGCGGAAUGCGUGGUAAUAGGGGCCGGUGUGGUGGGGCUAGCAGUGGCCAGAGAGCUCUCUCUCAGGGGCAGAGAAGUCCUGGUUCUCGAUUCUGCCCCCACCUUCGGCACCGGCACUAGCUCUCGCAACAGCCAAGUCAUCCACGCCGGCAUCUACUAUCGUUCCGAUUCUCUCAAGGCUAUUCUUUGUGUUAGAGGAAGAGAAAUGCUGUACAAGUACUGUUCUGAACAUGAUAUUCCUCAUAAACAAAUUGGAAAGCUCAUAGUUGCCACUGGAACCUCAGAGAUUCCGAAGUUGAAUAAUUUAAUGAAUCAUGGAAUUCGAAAUGGGGUUGAUGGCUUGAGGAUGAUUGAGGGUUCCGAAGCCAAGAGAAUGGAACCUGAGCUGCAAUGUGUGAAAGCCUUACUAUCACCUGUUUCUGGGGUUGUUGAUACUCAUUCCCUAAUGCUAUCUCUAGUGGGGGAAGCUGAAAAUUAUAGAACAACCUUCUCCUACAAUACUACUGUCAUGGGUGCCCAUAUUGAAGGAAAUAACAUUUGCCUCCAUGCAUCUGAAACUAAACAUCUUGAGAACUGGAAUGGGAGGUCUCUGUUGCACCCAGAGCUAGUACUCAUUCCUGACCUUGUUGUGAACUCUACAGGCUUGAGUGCCCCUGCCCUCGCAAAGAGAUUUGAUGGCCUGCAUAGUGGAGUUAUUCCCACUGCAUAUUAUGCACGUGGUUGCUAUUUCACAUUAUCUAAUACUAGAAUCCCUCCUUUCAAUCAUUUGAUAUACCCAUUACCAGAAGAUGGCGGUCUUGGAGUGCAUGUUACUCUAGAUUUGGAUGGCCAAGUCAAGUUUGGUCCAGAUGUUGAAUGGAUUGAAGGUAUAGAUGAUAUUUCAGGCUUUCUGAACAGGUUUGACUAUUCAGUAUGUGCUAAUCGUGCCAAGCAAUUUUAUCCAGAGAUUAGAAAGUACUAUCCAAAUUUGAGAGAUGGAUCUCUAGUCCCAGGAUAUGCAGGGGUCCGUCCUAAAAUUUCAGGACCUCGACACUCUACUGCUGAUUUUCUAAUACAGGGUGAAGAAAUUCAUGGGAUACCUGGUCUUAUUAACCUUUUCGGAAUUGAGUCACCUGGUUUAACUUCAAGCUUGGCAAUUGCAGAACAUAUAGCUGCUAGAUUCUUGAGAUAAUGGCAUACAUAAGCUCCCAUUCCGUAUUUUAUAUAUUUGAACACACACAUCUGAUCAUGCAUCUUACUAUGACAAUGAAGUCUUCAGAGCAGGUGAUUGUCUCUAUCCCCUUUGGUUUCAAAAUCUAUCAAAUCUGUUACAAUUUUUUUUUUCCCCUCAAGGUGAUAGGCACUAGGGUUCGGAAUUGACAAGGUUCAGAGCACUCCAACAAAAGCAUGAUGCAACUGAUGUGUACAAUAGUGAAGAAUAAGCAAGCUAUAGAUUCAGUACCUCUAGACUCUUAUAUGAAGCUUUUAGAUUAUAUGCAGAGUUAAUAAGAUCUUUGUUGCCUACUGAUUUGACAGAAACUUCAUUGCGAGUCUCCAUUGUUGGGCUUUUUUACCUUCUUUCACCUCGAUUUUCACUUCUAACUAGAUUUUCUUGUUUUUAGCUAGGAUUAAAGUUGCUUUAAGCUUAAAUUCAAAGAAUCAAAAUGAAGGAUACAGAGGUGUCCACACUUUUGUUAAGUGACUUCUUUAAUGGGAAAGGGGUAUUUGGUACUGGA
This is a messenger RNA of Corylus avellana, 1894 nucleotides long. Its product is annotated as FAD-dependent oxidoreductase family protein. Lineage: Eukaryota; Viridiplantae; Streptophyta; Magnoliopsida; Fagales; Betulaceae. The record is from RefSeq and is a predicted model, not a curated record. Gene Ontology annotation, molecular function: (S)-2-hydroxyglutarate dehydrogenase activity.